This is a messenger RNA of Caenorhabditis remanei, 1245 nucleotides long. RefSeq lists its product as uncharacterized. Gene Ontology annotation, biological process: regulation of gene expression. Bases 1 to 1245 code for a protein of 414 amino acids. Gene Ontology annotation, molecular function: histone binding. The record is from RefSeq and is a predicted model, not a curated record. Lineage: Eukaryota; Metazoa; Nematoda; Chromadorea; Rhabditida; Rhabditidae. Gene Ontology annotation, cellular component: nucleus; NuRD complex; ESC/E(Z) complex. The transcript is spliced from 5 exons.
AUGAGUGAGGCGGAUUCGUGUGUAGAGACGACGAGUCGAGAACAUAGAGUUUGGAAGAAAAAUGCUCCUUUCCUCUACGACACAGUCGUCACCAGAGAACUCGAAUGGCCCACUUUAACAGUUCAAUGGAUGCCUGACGUUACUAAAACCGACAGCUCGGACACUUCUGUACACCGAGUGAUACUCGGAACUCAUACAUCAAAUGACGUUCAAAAUCAUUUAUUAAUCUCGAAAUUCUCGAUUACUGACGCCGCCGAGUUAGACGAUUCCAAAUGGGAUGCAGAACAGCAAGAAUUCGGUGGCUAUGGAGCGGGAAGUGCGGCGAAACUUGAAGAUGAGAUACGAAUUGUUCAUCAAGACGAAGUGCACCGAGCACGAUAUAUGCCACAAAACCCGAUUAUAAUUGCCAGUAGAGGCCCCGGUGACGAUGUUUAUAUUUUUGAUUAUACUCAACAUCCCUCUCAACCACAUGAUAACAAAUUCCGACCACAAUUGCGACUGAAAGGACACGAAGGGGAAGGAUAUGGCCUCUCAUGGAGUAAUACGAGUGAAGGUCAUUUAUUGACGGCCGGAGAGGAUGGAGCGAUUUGCCAUUUUGAUAUCAAUGCCCACCAAAAUAUUGCUGGUCAAUUAACUCCGGUGAGCAAGUAUAAAGGCCACGAUUCGAAUGUACAGGAUGUCGCUUUCCACGCUCUUCACCCGAAUGUCUUUGCAUCUGUGGGAGAUGAUAGAAAAUUGAAUAUCUGGGAUCUUCGCCACCCGAGAUUCCAACUCUCGUCCAUCGGACACAAUUCCGAUGUCACUUGUGUCUCUUAUAACCCAUUCAAUGAGUUCAUUCUUGCUACGGCUUCUGCAGAUAAAACUGUUGCUGUGUGGGAUGUUCGAAAUAUGGGAAAGAGAAUGUACACGCUGCGACACCAUACGGACGAGAUUUUCCAAGUUGCAUUCAGUCCGCAUAUCGAAACAGUUCUUGCCAGUAGUGGAUCUGAUGACCUUGUCAUUGUAUGGGAUCUCUCAAAAGUGGAAGACCCCUCCAAUGAUCCAGCGACGCAGCCCACAGCCCCUCCACCUGAAGUUGUUUUCGUUCAUUCUGGUCACCUAGGAAAAGUUGCCGAUUUCUCAUGGAACCCGAACCGUCCAUGGACAAUAUGUAGUACUGACGAAUAUAACAAAUUUCAGGUUUGGGAAGUCUCGGAAGGCGUCAUUAACCCAGAGAAAUCCGAACAAGAAAGCACCACUAGUUGA